Molecule: messenger RNA, 1704 nt
Organism: Lutzomyia longipalpis
Lineage: Eukaryota; Metazoa; Arthropoda; Insecta; Diptera; Psychodidae
Gene: Dip-C
Product: xaa-Pro dipeptidase
Exons: 10
Coding region: 185-1627 (480 amino acids)
Molecular function (GO): metalloaminopeptidase activity; manganese ion binding
Source: RefSeq, a predicted model, not a curated record
CAUCCUCCAUUGAAAUUAAUGUGGUGACUUCCGUAAGCUUACGUUGGAAACUUACCAUUAAAUACACGUAUUUUUUAGAUUUAUUUAGUGAACAAAAACAACUUGAAAAGAGCUCAAAACUUUUAGUUUAGCAGUUGAUAAAUUUCUCCAUUUAUUUGCCAUAUUCCUUUUUGAAUUCUGAACCAUGUCUGGAUAUUUCCGUAUGGGACCCGAGACUCACGCCAUCUCCAUGGAGAUGUAUCGGGAAAAUCGUGAGCGUACAAUGAAGGCCCUCAAAACUGCCACACCAGGUAUCAAGGAGGGUUCUGUGGUUCUCCUUCAGGGUGGUCAGGAUAAGAGUCUCUACGAUACGGAUGUGGAUUAUGUAUUCCGACAGGAAUCAUACUUCACUUACCUCUUUGGUGUCACUGAACCUGGAUGCUACGGUUGCGUGGAUGUCUUUACGUGUCGUAGUCUCCUCUUUGUACCACGUCUCCCGGAAGAGUAUGCAGUAUGGAUGGGACGUCUUCUAACCAAGGAGGACUUUAAGCUCAAGUAUCAAGUUGAUGAAGUUUACUACGCUGAUGAGGUAAACACGGUGCUUGCGUCAAGAAAUCCAGCCGUUAUUUAUGUUUUGAAAGGCAAGAAUUCCGAUAGUGGUCUGAUUGCUCAACCCGCUGAUUUCGAAGGAAUCGAUAAAUUCAAUGUGGAUUACGAUGCUCUGUUCCCAGUCAUUGCUGAAUGUCGAGUCAUUAAAUCACCGAAGGAAAUUGAAGUCCUUCGCUAUGUCUGCAAAGUAUCUUCUGACGCUCAUAAGAAGGUCAUGAAGUACGUCAGAGACGGUGUGUCUGAGUAUGAGGCCGAAGCUGUCUUUCUGGAGCAUUCCUAUCGCGUCGGCGGUUGCCGCCAUGUUUCGUACACGUGCAUUUGCGGGUCUGGCGAAAAUUCCGCCAUCUUGCAUUAUGGCCAUGCAGCAGCGCCAAAUGAUAAAAUCCUCCGCGAUGGGGAUAUGUGUUUAUUUGACAUGGGUGCUAACUAUGGGGGCUAUGCUGCUGACAUUACAUGCUCCUUCCCGGCUAAUGGACGCUUCACAGCGGAUCAGAAGAUCAUCUAUGAAGCUGUUCUUGAUGCACGCAAUGCUGUUCUUGAAGCUGCACGCCCUGGAGUUUCCUGGGUUGAGAUGCAUCGUCUGGCCAAUCGUACAAUGCUGAAGAAACUCACCGAGGGAGGUCUUCUGAAAGGUGACGUCGAUGAGAUGAUGCGUGCUGGAAUUAAUGGCGUCUUCCAACCACAUGGUCUUGGGCAUCUUAUUGGUCUCGACGUUCACGAUGUUGGGGGCUAUUUGUCGCACUGCCCUCCGCGUCCAACGGAGCCAGGCUUCAAGAGCCUUCGCUUUGCUAGACCUCUUCAAGCUGGAAUGUACGUAACCGUCGAACCCGGUUGCUACUUCAUCGACAUCCUCUUGGACCGUGCUCUCAAGGAUCCCCAGCAAAGUCGCUUCCUCAUUCCGGAGGCUAUUGCCCGUUUCCGCGGAUUUGGAGGUGUCCGAAUUGAAGAUGAUGUCCUCAUAACGGAAAAUGGUUGUGAGAACUUCACCAAAGUGCCAAGAACUGUUGCUGAAAUUGAAGCCUGGAUGUCUUCCAAGUAAUCCAACUACAUCAAGGAUAAAAUUACAAAUACACGGUGCAAGAAUUAAGAUGAAUUAAAUAUAUAAAUUUGAUGAAU